AUGGUUGUGUUGAUUGGAGACUCUGGAGUUGGGAAAAGUAAUCUUCUGUCACGUUUCACACGCAAUGAGUUCAAUCUGGAGAGUAAGAGCACCAUUGGGGUGGAAUUUGCCACCAGGAGCAUCCAGGUGGAUGGGAAGACGAUAAAAGCCCAGAUCUGGGAUACUGCAGGCCAGGAGCGAUACCGUGCCAUUACCUCAGCAUAUUACCGCGGUGCUGUCGGGGCUCUGCUCGUCUAUGACAUUGCCAAACACCUCACCUACGAGAACGUGGAGCGUUGGCUGAAGGAGCUGCGAGACCACGCUGACAACAACAUCGUCAUCAUGCUGGUGGGUAACAAGAGCGACCUGCGCCACCUCCGGGCCGUGCCCACCGACGAGGCUCGGGCAUUUGCAGAAAAAAAUAACUUAUCUUUUAUUGAAACAUCUGCUUUGGAUUCAACAAAUGUAGAAGAAGCCUUCAAGAACAUCCUUACAGAAAUCUACCGCAUCGUGUCGCAGAAGCAAAUCGCCGACCGGUCUGCACACGAUGAGUCUCCUGGCAACAACGUCGUGGACAUCAGUGUCCCACCAACCACCGACGGACAGAAAUCCAACAAACUGCAGUGCUGUCAGAACCUGUGACCUUCUGUAGAUGACUCUUGUGCCCUCCAUUUCGUCUGUGCUUCAUUUAGAAACUUGUGUGCACUUCUGUCUCCUGUGAUUCAGUGACUCCCUYCUCCCUCCUUUACUCCAUUCCCAAAUCUCCCCUCUCAUAUAAGAGCUUUAAUUGUAGGGCUAACAUCCCCCUGCCUCUGAAACCCCUUCCAUGUGGUGACUUCUGGGCUUGAAAUGUAGUCACAGAUCUGAUAGACAUAUUUGUGUUGGAACAUCUGCUGCUGGAUAUUAUCCYAUGAAACACUCUUCUCAAAUGGGUUUGUUUUGGUUUGUUAGGUUUCUUUUUAGUUUGGUUUUGUUGUUGUUGUUUUCUGGGAGGGGAACAAUGGGACUUGACUCUAUCAGUUGAAUUAACUACAUUUAGGUGACAAGGUUUUUCCUCCCAUAGUCAGAUAUCUUUUUUCUUGUGUUUCUGUAAACAUGGGGGAGAAAUUAAACUAGCUAUCCUACCAAAUGCUCUGUUUUCUGUCCUGAUGAAGUCUCACAGUGAGGAUUUUAGUGGCUGCACACACAUAAGAAAGCUGUUGAAAAUAACAUUACUUAUUCUGUAAUUACCCCUAAUACAGGUAGUCUGGCUGUGUAGUUUACUGUUUCCUGCUUGGGAAAUCUUUCUCUAUUCUUGUUUUAUUUGGGAACAAUGAARUAUGUCUGCAUUGCUUUCUCUGCCACCAUAAAUGCCUUUGCAGGCUUUAUGAAGUGGCUUAAUAUUUAUUCAUGGCUUAUGUUAAUCAGUUAACAUUAUUGUACAGUAAGUGCCAGCGUAUUGAUUUCAGAAACCUUUUGCAACCUGUACAAGUAGGCUUCUUUUGUACUGUAGGUCAGUGUCUGAAAGCAGGAUCUGCUCUAGUUCCAGGGUUGUUUUUUUUUUGCAUGCUGCUUUUUCUCUAGAUCUCUCCUGCCCCUGUUUGAGUGAGUGAAGCAAUAUUUUCAUGUCACAUAUAUACCUGCACUUGUAAGGGUUUUGAUUGUUGUAGAGAAACACAAUACUUUAUACAUUUUGUAAAACUUCUGCAGAUCCAUAGCAUCUGGAACUUUCUCUUCAUGAUCUUUCACUAUUGACCUCUACUAAAAUGCAUAAUAUUAGGAUUUCACAUAAUAAGUACUAACAUGUUGUUUUCCUCUUACCGUUUUACUGAACUGCAGACUGUAAUUCUUAAAUGAUUGUACUUCACUUAUGUAACAGAUUUGUCAUCAGCAGGGCUAACUACUCUAAUUCUUUGUUGUGCUGAAUGGGAAGAAUGUUACCACAACUUUGUGUAGUCAGUCUCUUGCUUGCUUGUGCAAAUCUGAUGGCUUUUCAUCACUCACUAGCUYUUGCACACUUGCAUCCUCUCCGGUAUCCACUGAAUGUUCUGAUGGCAAAUACUGGGUGAAAUGAUUUAAAGGAAGAGCUGGAGACCAUUUGCUGCUCCCUGAAGGCUCCUGGAGCCAUUUGCAGUGAGUUUUUGCUCUGUAUUCUAAGCCUGUACCUCACUGGAUGAAUCCCAGCUGCAUAUUAGUGAGUUGAUUUUUCUUUACUGAUACAAAGCAAAUAURAAACUGUGAAUUGUGCUUGAAGGGGAAAUCUGACAUUCCAGUCUCAACUGUUCUGUCUGGUUACAUAAUAAAAUUAAGGGCGGUUAACUCUGAUGGCUUUUCUUUUCUAAGAUUUCCAGACCAAUGCCUUUAAUUUUGUACUGUAUGCACUGAGAGGGCUCCAGCUCAGUACAGGAUGCAUGUGAUGCCCGGCGCUGCCACUCUUCAGCUUUGCUCAGAGGAUACAUUCAAGGUGAAGGGGUGCAUGCUUCUUGCAGCCUGAUCCCAUUGAAUGAGGGUAUUAAUUCCUCUUUAGGCAUCAUAGUGCUGUCCUAAGGGUGUUCCAGUUCAGGAGGCACUUUCAACACUUGGUAUUUACUUCACUAGCAUUCUGUUGAGAGAAGGGGGGAACUGGGAUGUCUCCUUUUUGGUGGUCCAAGACCAGAAUGUAAUGUGCAGUCAGUGUUUAGACAGCUGGCAGAGAAUGGAAAAUUCUGAAAUACUGAAAAAUUUUCAUAUGAGAACAAGUGGACACUAGUGGAGCUGGGCUCCUUAAUUUUUGAACAAACUAUACAAAGAAAUCAGUUGGACAGCAUGAGGAGGAAUUGUACUGUUAAGAAGACUUACURGUUCAGGGUGAUGUAUUAACAUGCUUACUCUGCAAGUCCUGUUCUUAACAUGAAGUUUCUAGAAUCAGUCUGGCCUGGUGUAAGAAGCUGAGAAGUAGUUUAGUCACUUGCUUGUCUCCUCUUAAGAGAUUUUCUUUAGUCUUUGACUUUGUGGAAGGCUCUAAACUUUGCGGCUGAGUCCCAGUGAAAGGUCAGUGGCUAGGGUUUAAAUGCUGUUAAAUUUGUGGCUAUUGAAGAGCUCUUACACARCUCCAUUGUGUGUUGUCCAAAGCCCCCUCAGUGCCAGUAGACCUUGGACCAUUCUAUUGUGUUUGAGAUCUGCUGUGUGACAGGGACAGGCCUCCUGCCCUUUGCUAGGGGCACCCAGGAUGUGAGAUUUGUGUGUGUGCACAUGUGCACCCACGUAGCUCCUGUGAGCACAGGGAACUGAGUGGGGUUUUAUCUGCUGUGCUCCCUCAGUAUGAGAUGAGGCUCUUCUCCAGGCCAUUGUGCUGCUCUCCAGGCAGAGCUGCAGCUCUCCUGUGUGUCUGAGGUGCUCUUGCCCAGACUGAGCACCGGGUUGUUCAUGCCAAGUGAAAAAGGACAGCUGACCUGUUCUGCUAGGUUAAGCCAUCUUCCUGUGCAUAGACUGGGGAAAAUGCUUCUAAUCUGGAGUUCCUGAUAUCCUGAUGAAACACUGUGCACUCCUUAGAAACUGCAAAACUACAACCCGGCCCCCAAUCUUGUUGUGGUGGAAUUGCUGAGGGGAAGACUUGGAGAAAUCCUGAGGAAGAUGAAAAUGCUGAAGAGCUGUCUGACAUUCAGAGCGGCUCACCAGUAGCACAGAACCCCUUAAAGCAUGCUUUACUGAUGUGGAAAUUACAGACUAYAUGUAAACUCAAAGGGACUGCUCCAUCCCACAGCUUUGCUGGCUGUGUGUCUCAGUAUUACUGUCAGAAUAGAAGAAAAAAUUCCAGCUCUUCCAUCUGCCCCAAGGGAUUUGAGGGCUGAAUUGAGCUUUUGUAAAACUUCUGAUAACAGGAAAGCUGCCUGCGAAAGAAGGAAUGUGUGCUCUGCUUGCUUUACUUGGAUGUUGAGGUUGACUUCAACUAUUGAAAACACUACAAAACCCUGAGUACUCCCACCUGUGUCAGUAACAUAAACAUCAGUCAGCAGCUCCUGCUGAUGUCCAGAACAGGUCCUUUUAAUGCAGAACUAGGCAGGAGUUAUACUGYUGCCUCUCCUGUUACUGACGGGGAAGGUGAGGGCCAAAAUUCACACAUGAAAGUGGCUUGGUCCUGAGCACACAAACAGCUAAUUGGCACAAUAAAUUCCUUGGGUAGCCCAGAUCAAUCCAACCUCUUUUACUGCAGAGUCAGUGCUCCCAAACAGGUGACUUAGUCUGGGAUCUUCACUAGAACCUGCACCGAAUGAAGAAGUUUGGUUUGUAGGAAAGUUUUAUCGCUCCGUACUUGUAUAAAUGUUAAAAUUCAGUUGAUGGGUGACUGCUUGCUACUGCUAAACAGAUUAUAGGGUGUGCUAUGGAGGCCAUCAAGAUUUGGUAGAAGAAAGGCACCUUGGUGCCUUUUUGCCCCUGUGGCAGGUUUAGAGGCAGUAGAAAGAUGAUGGAUCCCAGAGAUGCCCCCACRUGUGACCUCAAACAAGGGAUUCUUGUUUGAGCACAGAGCUCUCAGCUGGGCGUGGUAAGGGUUGGGCUGUGCCUUCCUUUGAGUCAGUCACUUAACAAAAACUGUUGGAGAAAUAUACAGGAGGUAGUUUUGCUCACUGAUGCUUGAUCCCUGUAUKCUGUAUUGCUCCAGAAGGAGUGGGUGGGAUCUGUUUGUGGCUGAGUUUUACCAAGACUUGGUGAUCAUUUCCCUUCUAAGUAUGAAGGAAGAACUUGCUUUUAAGCUCUGGACUCUGUACAAAGAAGAUCCCAGUGAAGUGACUCGGUCACUUAGGGAAGACUUUUUCCUCCCUAAAAACCUAGAAAAACUGUUAAAGGUAGGGGCCUGAAUUUCAGCUAAGGAAAGUCAGACAACUGGAGGUGAAGACUAACUGUCCUUCAAGUAAGUGGGGGCUGAAGGGUACRUUCUCUUGACUUGCAGACUCGUCAAUGUAAUUGGGAUGGUGAUUCAUGGAAUGUUUCCAUGGCAUGAGUAUGUCCAGGGCUGCACUGUUUCAAUAAAUAACAGCAAUUCCUGUUUUACACUGGUCAGAUAAUGCAUGGUAGUGUUSACUAUCAGGCUUUGUAGGCUAUAAAUAUUACUGGGCCUUUAUGCAACCCAGAAGAGAGGUUCCUUUCAUUUAUUUUCCGGGUUCCUGUGUUAAGUGCAAUUCACUUUGUAAAUAAACACAUCACUCGA
Molecule: messenger RNA, 5143 nt
Organism: Malurus melanocephalus (red-backed fairy wren)
Lineage: Eukaryota; Metazoa; Chordata; Aves; Passeriformes; Maluridae
Gene: RAB11B
Product: RAB11B, member RAS oncogene family
Exons: 5
Coding region: 1-621 (206 amino acids)
Biological process (GO): regulated exocytosis; constitutive secretory pathway
Cellular component (GO): recycling endosome
Molecular function (GO): GTP binding; GTPase activity
Source: RefSeq, a predicted model, not a curated record